UUAUACGGCCUAUUCUCUUUAGGCAAUUUGUCGUAGAUUUUCUGAUACCGCUGCAUUAACCGGUGGUCACAGUGUUUCAUUAGCAAAAAGGUGUUAUAUACCCUACGAUUCAUGUGUGUGAAGGGUGCAAAUUUGAAAUCACGGACUUGCUUAUGGAAUUUCGGAAAAUGUUUGGAAGAAUAUUUGGAAUAGUUCUAUGUUUCGCGGUUUCCGGUGCCGCAUUAGACCUUGAUUGCAAUGUAAAAGCAGACUUAUUUUUCGUCAUAGAUGGUUCUGAUAGCUUGUCCGACACUGAUUUCGCCAAGAGCAAACAGUUCAUGAUAGAGGUAUUGAGAGAAUUCGACGUCCAGUUAGACCGUAUCCAUAUGGGUGCAAACGUGUUUGGAACGGAUGUCUAUGACCGCAUACCUCUCCACGGUCCAAAUUUUGGAAAAAAUGAAAACUUCGCAAAAAUGAAAUACAAGCUCUUAGAAAAACGUAUGCAGAUACUCCGAAGAGUUCGGUCAGGAACGGCAACAUAUAAAGCUAUCAAAGAGAUGCGUGAGGAAUUCCAAGAACGAGGUCGCGCAGACGUCACUAAAGUUGGAAUCGUCAUAACCGAUGGUAAAUCUGUCAACCUGAAUGCAACAGCGCAGCAAGCACGUUCUGCACGUGAAGAGGGGAUUAACAUAAUUGCCAUUGGAGUCGGAGAUAACAUUUUCAAACAGGAACUGAUUAACAUCGCCAGCGCACCAACUUCUAUUUAUGAGACGGACAACAUCCUUGAUGUGGUGACAACAAUUCAGGACGCUAUCAAAGACUAUAUUUGUACCCCGAUUACAACAACAACUCCCACAACAGCGGCAACAACCACGCCCGAAAGUGACAGAUUAGAAGAUUUUGACUGCCCAGACUGUAUGAUAGAUGGUAAACAUGGAUAUACAAAUCAUCCUCACAGCUGUGAAAAGUUCAUACAAAUUAUAGCAGACGAGAAUGGUAAACGGACCUACAUUUCCAAGAAAUGUAGAGACGGGCUAUUUUGGGAUCAGUAUCUGUCCACUUGCAGACGACCAGAGCACGUGAAAUGUGAACAUGAUCCUUGUUUAAUAUCCGGGGUUGUAUCUUACGAUAUCGAGGAGCUUUGUAGCGGCUAUGUCAUGUGUGUAAAUAAGCAAAGCGUACGCGCUUGUUGUCCAAUAAACCACGCCUACGUUGCUGGAAAGGGGUGUGUUCUCAACCCCACGUGCAUGGACACGUGCGACGGAGAUGACGAGAAUCAUCUGAUACAUCCUGAAGUUUGUGACAAGUACCCGGAUACAACCGACAACCGGAAGUACAUCCAGUACGUAGAAGGUCAUGGCAACAUUUCAAUGUCAUGUCCGCCUGGAACAGUGUUCAACAAUGAAAGUUGCAACUGUGACGUUCAUGAUACUAGGCCAAAGACUGGGAAACUCGAUGACUGCAAUCCAACAGCAAAUUUUACAUUUGAGAAUGACUUCAGUGACACGGCAGGAGGAGCCUACGUCGGAACUCAAUUUGUCGAGUUGCUCAACGGGCAUGCGCAGUUCACCGGAAACGGUUUGAUGAAUAUUUAUAGGUUUUCUAUGGAUUCUUUCGCACAGAAACUGGUCCUCCGUAUCCGAUUUAGGCCAUCAGCAUCAGGCAGGAGUAACGAAGCCCUCCUAACAAACUGUGUUUACAGCGAAGGAGAAAAUCCGAGUAUUUCUAUCAGGGUCGUGCGAUCGUCUUCUGCAACUACCAUUGUCUUCUCAGCCGUCACAGGCACAACUUUAGCUUUAGAAACACAGCAAGUCGCCAUCCCACUGAGAAAUGCUAAUGUAUGGAAUGAAGCGACAUUCAUGUAUGAUGGCAGCAAAUUGUAUGGUAUAAUUGAUGAUGGAACAGGCCCAGCAAUGGUCCAGUCAGCACCACUUAUUGGCGAUAUUCUGAUCAGAAAGAGUGGAGUGAUUCUUGGAGCCGGCAGUCAGUUAGAAUCAUAUACAGGAGAUGUUGAUGAGUUCCAGUUGUAUAAAUGUUUUCCGGCCUAUGUAGAAGGUUACAGAUCCUGAUGGAGUCAGUUCAGAGGAAACUUACAUUCUUAACUUUCAUUAAAUCACAAAUAACAAGAAACUGUACAGUUUUACAUCGUUUGAGUGUUAACCAAUGUAGCUGAAUAUUCGACAAACAUUUAAAAUUUGAGUUUUACAGCCUAAAUUACUACGCUGCUCAAAGGCACUGACAAUAAAAUAUUACUGACUGUUCCUUAUCACGUGACUAUUCCUUAUCACGUAUUUUCUUAAUUUU
Ruditapes philippinarum (Manila clam) is the source of this 2283-nucleotide messenger RNA. Its product is annotated as protein PIF-like. The coding region runs from base 153 to 2048 and encodes 631 amino acids. Gene Ontology annotation, molecular function: chitin binding. Gene Ontology annotation, cellular component: extracellular region. The record is from RefSeq and is a predicted model, not a curated record. The transcript is spliced from 15 exons. Lineage: Eukaryota; Metazoa; Mollusca; Bivalvia; Venerida; Veneridae.